Molecule: messenger RNA, 6570 nt
Organism: Lates calcarifer (barramundi perch)
Lineage: Eukaryota; Metazoa; Chordata; Actinopteri; Centropomidae
Gene: slc22a23a
Product: solute carrier family 22 member 23
Exons: 10
Coding region: 519-3290 (923 amino acids)
Biological process (GO): transmembrane transport
Cellular component (GO): membrane
Molecular function (GO): transmembrane transporter activity
Source: RefSeq, a predicted model, not a curated record
AAUAAUAUUGUUGUAGUUGACUUGGGUUAGGAUUUCAGAGAGACUGAGCAUUUUCCAUUGAAAAGUGGUUACCAGUAGUUACAGGUGGCCAUGUUGGGUAGAGUCAACAGCACACAGCCUUUGUGGGCAGGUGUGUUACCUGUGGCUCCCUCAGGAAGCACUUCCCCGGGACUCAGACACAAUGAAUCAGACGACGGAAAAGAUCAUGAAAUAGUUUUUCUCGUCAAUUCAGCCAAAACCCGCCUCUUGUUUUUGAGAGGUAGAGCCGCACUUCAGUCCCCGCACUUGGUUGAUUUAUUUCUUUUUUCUUUUCUUUUUUUUUUGGGUGGCAGACGGAGGGGAAGUGCUUCCUGAUAAUAAAGAGGUGCGUCUUAUUUCCAUUCCAGUGAUUGACUGCGCAGGGCUUUCACCGCCGGAGCUGGGGGCACUGACGCAUUGUGGAGUCGACAGGGGGGGGAAGCACUGCAAACCACCGGCUUCGCUACAACGCAACGGAGGCAUCUAUCGGCGAAACCGCGAUGGCCGUGGUGCAGCUCGACACGGGGGACCAUCAACCGGAGAACGGCUUCGUGUCCCCCGAAACCACGUCGCCGGGGCUGCUGACACGCAUCGACGGUUCUGUUCUGCCGUUUCUCGGGGGAUUUGGGAAGUACCAGAAACAGCUGAUCGUGCUGACAUGGAUCCCGGCGCUGUUUAUUGGAUUCAGCCAGUUCUCUGACAAUUUCCUCCUCGCCCAGCCAAACAACACAUGCGUCCAACCUUUGGCGAACCUGACUAUUUCUAAUCAGACCGUGGGUCAUUCCUCGUUGUUGGACGGUCCAAAAAACAUCAGCGCGCGGCUGGCUUACAGUCACGCCAACGGGAGCACCCACAAUGACACGAUCAACACGCAGUGUAGGUGCAGCGAGUGGACAUUCGAGCUGCACACGGGACUUGUACAGAACGUGGUUACCAAGUGGAGUCUGGUGUGUGACUCAGCAUGGAAAGUCCAUAUUGCAAAGUUCUCUCUGUUGGUGGGAUCCAUCUUUGGAUACCUGGUGUUUGGAAUCCUGGCCGACUGGUUUGGCCGCCACCCGGUGCUGAUCAUAUCGGUGCUGUUCAUGCUGGUGUUUGGUCUGACUGUGGCCUUCUCCGUCAACGUCCCCAUGUUCAGCACCCUGCGCUUCUUUGAGGGCUUCUGCCUGGCAGGGAUCACCCUCUCCCUCUACGUCCUCAGGAUCGAGCUGUGCAUGCCAGGAUGGCGCUUUUCCAUGACCAUGGUGGCCAGUUUUGUGGUGUUGGGCGGUCAGCUGCUGAUGCCCGGUGUGGCCUACCUCUGUCGUGAUUGGCAGGUACUCCAGGCUGUUAUCAUCUGCCCCCUACUGCUGAUGCUGUCCUACAUCUGGAUCUUCCCUGAGUCACUGCGUUGGUUGCUGGCCACUCAGCAGUAUUGCCGCUCCAAGUGGAUCAUGGGACACAUAGCAGAGAAAAACAGAGUGAAUAUGGAGCUCGACACAGAUAACAUCCUCACAGAACUGCAGAGAGCUCUUCAAAAGAAGCCCAAAAAGACGUGCAUCGUGAAAAUGGUCGGGACAAGAAACCUGUGGAAAAACAUUGUUGUGCUCUGUGUCAACUCGCUAACAGGCUACGGGAUCCACCACUGCUUUGCCCGCAGCAUGAUGGACCCCGAAGCCCAGGAAACCACCAUGUUCCAUAACUUCUAUGCAGACUAUUACACCAUGGCGGGCAUCGCGGUGGCGUCCUGCAUGGCGCUGUGCCCAGCCGUGGGUCUGAUGGGCCGGCGGGGGGGCCUCCUUAUGUUCAUGAUCAUCACUGCCCUAGCAUCUCUGCUGCAGCUGGGCCUGCUCAACUUGCUGGGGAAAUACAGCGGCCAUCUGAAUAUAGAUAGCUCAGGUACGCUGAAUAAGAACUUCUCCAUUGCCUUCUCCAUCAUUGGCAUGUUCUCCUCCCACGCAGUCAGCAACCUGAGCAUCUUCUUCUGUGCUGAGAUCACACCUACUGUGAUCAGGGGUGGUGGUCUGGGCUUGGUGCUAGCCAGCGCUGGCUUCGGCAUGCUGACUGCACCCAUUAUGGAGCUCCACAAUCAGAAGGGCUAUUUCCUUCACCACAUAAUCUUUGCCUGCUGCACCCUCAUCUGCAUCAUCUGCAUUCUCCUGCUGCCAGAGACCCGCUACCAGCCCCUCCCCGAGACUCUGGCUGACGGCGAGAGCUACACUCGUCAACCCCUCCUUCCCCCGAGGAAACCUGGAGAACAGCGCCUCUUGCUGGCCCAAUCUGAGAGCAGCAGGGACUAUACCAGGGUGCACGAUACGCCACUCCAUGAGGCGGCAGCCACUGCAGUGUCCACCAUGGACUCCACUGCCUCGUCGGCUGUCGACUUGACCGCCCCGUCGGUCGGAGAUAUGUCUGCCCCAGCAUUCAUGGAGGUGCAUUCCGGCAAGCCUGAGCUUAAAGACCCUAACAGUCAGUCGGUUCCACCUUUAUCCUCGACCCCCAUAACAGCACUGGGUAAAGAUGGCGUCAUACAUGCCAGCAAAGAGCACCUGCUGUCUUCCACUCCUUUACACAAAGCCCCAUGCAUCACUGACCCACUUUUAGCCAGUGCUGAAGAACCUCCAGAGAUAGUCCAGGAUGCGGUUGAGCCAUUGACGGAUUCUACCCUUCCUGAGAUGAAUGACACUGGUAUUUUACCUAUAAAAGAGUCAGCUGCUCCCCCUGCCCCUUCAUUGGACUCCUCUGCUCCCCCUGCUCCUCAAACUGUGCCCGCCUCCUUAUUGAUCUGCACCACACCCAUCAUUGAGCCCCUGCCUAGCUCCACAUUAGAAUCCCCAAACCCCUUAAGUAAUGACAUUGACAAUAUCGCCCUGGAACUUGACCCAGCUUUGCCAGAGGACACUUAUGCCACUUCAGCGGACUCCCCUACUCCAUCUAUGCAUGACAGUCUCCCUCCAUCCCCUGCUCCCUCUCCUGUUCCUAUAACAGACAGUUCCAACAGUUCCACUGACCCUCCACCCUCCAUUAGUACACACUCUGGCAUUCCCAUCCAGUUAGAAAUAGUAGAUGAAUCUCCACCCCCUCCUCUGACUGUCAUAGACACUGUACCAGAUUCAGCUCCUCCCCUUGUCUUAGAUACAGUACCAACUUUUGUCACAGAUUCAGGCUCUACAGAAGCAACCCCCCCCUCUCUAGUGGACUGCACCGUCUCCUCCCCCAUAGACUCUGGUGUCCUCCCCAUCAGGGACAGUGCCAGCACAGAAAACAACACUGUCAACGGCGUGGAGUCGUCGUGAUCUAGUGUUGCAGCCAGGAAAAGAAGCUUUACGGUUGCACCAGGAGGCAGCCCACAUCAUAUGAAUACCUGUGGAAGAAGGAAGGGGGUAAGGGGGUUGUGUGUGGCAAGAACUGUCCUGCUCAGACUUCAGGAACUUAAUGAAGACUGUCCCCACCUGGAGUUGCGUAGACAUGUCUUACAAAGUUGUUGUACGUUUCUCGGUGUCCCCACCACCCCCCUCUUUCCUGCAUUUAGCCAAUAAAUGAGACCACGCAAGCGAGAGAGUGCCAGAGGCUGGUUUGUGACAAUGUGACAGUAUCUUCUGCUCUUUUUGAAUGUCACUGGAAAUCACCAGCCUAUAAACUACUUUGAUGUAAAUGAAUGGGAAAUCACUGUCUGUCAUUUUAAAGAGACUUACAACUAUACCCACAAUCACUGAGACGUGUCAUCAGGACUGGUGAAAAAUGCAAUGAUGCUAAAAACAAACAAACAACAAAAAAAUCUAAUCACUGGUACUUUUGCUCAAGUAAAAUGUCCAUCUAACAUAUUUGUAAAAGAAAAAAAAAUCGCCUUACCUGUGUGGACAAGAAGAUCUGAAUGUUACAAAGUACUUUUUGCUGUUAUAGAGGUAAACAAUACAAAUUGGAAUUACUUUUCUAAAUACAAUGCCAAAAACUUCUCUGACCAAAAUUAAAUGUAGACAUAGUGCCAAAACAUUAGCAUUGACACAGUAUUUUGGGAAAUACUGUUUAGUGCAGUCCCCUGCCAUAGACUGUAUGUGGAUUAAACUGAAUCAGAUGAUCAGUUUCAAAAGACUUUGAUUAUUUCUCAAAUUAUAAAAGUCUGUGUCAUCAUUUAAAGAAUUAGAAUUGAAAGAUGAGAUUGAGCUAAAUAACUUUAGUCAACAUGUGGUUCACUGUAUGAACAGUGACAUUGGCGUAAAGAAUGACCCAUUUUUUUGUUGGUCUGAAGAAAAUUUUAUUUUUCCAAUCGUUUCAGUCAAUGAAAUUUCUGGUAUGCAAAUGCUUUUAUUUGUAAAUGUGAUAUUGUAAGUAAAUGCAAAAUUAGUUGUUGAGCUUGAUUCAUUUAAAAAAAAAAAUUCAAAGUAUUAUUUUGAACAAUCUCCCAUGGCGUGCCCUUAUUGUAUAAAGCUAUACUUCAUUCUAACAGUAUUUGUGGCACCUCAGUGUGGUGGCACCUCAUUAUUUGCAGUGGGGACAAAGCAUGAAAAUAAUUGUGAACCUGUCAGCAAAAACAAACUAGCAAACCUUAAAAAAACAACAAAACACACACACACACACACACACACACACACACACACACACACACACACAAGCUAUUUUUUAAAAUGAAACCCAUGGGUGACAAAAUGUUUGAUGUGAUUGCCAACUGUCACAACAUAACCUUUUUCAGUGUGUUUUCCAAAUCAUGUUCUGGCAUUAACAUAGUUCAUGUAUGUUAAUGUGUUCAUACAGUACACAUGCACAACUAAGUUUACCUAAAAGAAAAAAUGCAAUAUUUUGUGCAUUUGUCAAAAUGACAUUUUAGAAUACAGGUCAAAUCCUUAUUUAUAGAUAAACCUAUUCAUAAUCUUAAAUUGACAGACUCUUGCUAAAGGAGGCACUUUUUCUUCCAAAGUCCAUGUCCAUCUAUGGACAGCAUUAUACUUGACUUAAAUAUGUGUGUAACUUAGUUGUAGUUACAUACUUCAUACAUUGGAGGUUGUUUUGUCUAAGAAAGAUGUGUGAUUAUGGAUAGACCACUGUUUACAACAAUCCUCAUAAUAAUAAUAAUAAUAAUGAUGAUAAGUAAUAAUAAUAAUUACACUGUACUGUAAAACCUUAGAGCCAACUGAAUGAUGUCUUUUCAUUUCAAAUGUGAUAAAACUCUCUCACAGUAUAUCAUAUUACAUUUAUCCAGGGAGUAUUUGUGAUCUAUUAAGGUGUCAUUCAGGAGUCAAAGCUGACACUUAACAGACUUAACAGAGAGUUUUUCUGUCAUUCUCACCAUCUUAUGGUACACUUAUGAAGAACCUUACAGGUACUUCACUCACCUAAAUUCUCUUUUUGUUUUUAUCUAAGUCAGAUGUGCACUGACAAAGGCUACAGCACAUAUCUUUUGCUAUCUUGAAUGACUGGCCAAACCUGUUUUUUUUUUCCUUAAAUGAAGCUUGACUCAAAGUAUGAAAGCUCUAUUUUUGAUUGAAUCUGGAUGCUCUUUUAAGAGAUCAUCAAGUCAACCAACUUCCAUUUAUUGUUAGAUUCGUAAGAACAUUUAAUGUCUAACAUACAUAUGCCUUGCUGCUAAGCCUCAAAGCACAAUGCCCUGCAAUCAUGUGAUGUCAGAUUUGAUGGAGCUUGGCAUCUUGACAGUAAAAAAAAAAAAAAAAAAGAAUGAAAGAAAAAAAGAAAAAGAAAAAAAAAGGGAAAAUGGAGUGGGAUUUUGAAUACAAUACCAGAAAUUACUAGUUAUAUAUUAAUUUUUACAGUAGACCCACAUGUAAUAUACUUUGUGGAACAGGGUGUUGAGCCUGGAUUUAAUAAGUAAUUCUUGGCAUCUGCAGUAUAGAGUGGGUUGACUGCAGUGGUCAGUAGCUUCACAUUACUCCGAGUUCUCGUUGUCUGUGAGUGUUGGUCUCUGUGUCUAUGUGUGCGUAUUGCAGAUGUUGAACUGUGUAUCACCCUAAACUCCAUGCAACACCAGUGUAAAGACAAUGACACAGCACAAUACAACCAGAGACUUCUCUGAGAUCUGUUGCUUCCACUCUCACAACUCCCCAUGCAGCUGUUUAUAGUGCUGAUGGGAGCUCUGACAUCAUUCUUAGUAAGCAUUUGGUUCCAUUUUAUUUGAAGUAAAAUGAAAGUAAAAAAAAAAAUCAAUGAAAGCAAUCCAAAGCAAUGUAAGCACCAGCUAUAGGGUCGACAGGCAGACACUCACUAGUGGAAAAGCAAAAAAAAAAGAAUGGGUUUUGUCUUUGUAAGUAAUUAAUGUGUGGAAACACCCAGGUUCGAUAACAUGAAAGAUCCCGGAUCAUAAUAUGGAUGGACUGGUGAAUAGUUUUGGUAAAUAAGAGCCUCAGAGACAUGAAGUCCCCAGUGUACACAUUUCAGGUUUUGCUCCUCUCAACCGUGCGACUCAGAAUCUCUUGACGGGAGAUUUGAAUGAAUGUAAAAACCAUGGAUUGUACCAUUUAUAAUUUCCAAAUGUUUGGUUUCAUUUUGUUUUUGUUUUAACAGACAUAAUGCACUUGUAUAUAAGCCAUACCUGUUGUUAAAAUAAACCACUAUUUAUUGAUCAAC